This is a messenger RNA of Papilio polytes (common Mormon), 1152 nucleotides long. RefSeq names its product CD2 antigen cytoplasmic tail-binding protein 2 homolog (gene holn1). The coding region runs from base 138 to 1112 and encodes 324 amino acids. The transcript has 3 exons. Gene Ontology annotation, molecular function: protein binding. NCBI's taxonomy places the organism in Eukaryota, Metazoa, Arthropoda, Insecta, Lepidoptera, Papilionidae. Gene Ontology annotation, cellular component: U5 snRNP. The record is from RefSeq and is a predicted model, not a curated record.
AUGGAAUAAGUAGAUUUACAAAGCGACAAAUCAAUGAUCUUUGAAAUAGGUUUGCUUUAAAAUAUUAUUACAAUUACAUUUAUAAACAUACUCACCGGCUUAAAUUUGAAAAAUCACAGCAUUACCUGUAAGAAAAAAUGGCUAAAAGGUCCGCUUCGGCUGCAUUCGACACCGAAGAACCGACUCAAACAGUGCGGGAUGGGAAAAAGCACUCAUUAGACUCUGAUGAAGAAGACAGUGGUGCAGAAGAAGAAAGAAAAAACGUACUUAAUGCUGAUGACAUUGAAGGAGAAGAGGAAGGAGUAGCGGGAUUGGAAGGUGAAAUCACAAUAACCCCCUUCAACAUGAGGGAAGAACUUGAGGAAGGACACUUUGAUACAGCAGGGCACUAUCAUUGGAAGAAGGAGAAAGAGGUUCGUGAUGGCUGGCUUGACAACAUUGAUUGGGUGAAGGUUAAAGGUCGGCCUGAAGACAAAUACAAAGUUCACAAAGAUGGUGAUGAUCCUUAUGAAGAUUCAGAUAGUGAUGAUGGUGUAGUUGAAGAAAAAUUUGAUAUAAUCAGUAAUUAUAAAGAAAUUCUACAGCAUAUGAAGCCAAAAGAAACUAUUGCAAAAACAAUACAGCGCCUUGGUGCAAGUUCAAAAGUAACAAGUGCGGAGCGCUGGAAACGAAAAAAAGCAGGCAUUGUUGAUGAAGGUAGCCAAACUGUUACAAGAAUAACUGAACUUGCCAAUCAAAUAUUAACCAAAACCGGGAACAUGGAUAUAUAUCAGGAAACAUAUGAGAAAAUCAGCUCUAUAAUUAACAAAGAUAAUAAGAAAAAGGAUGAUUCUGAAUUAGAUAUGUAUGCUGACGAUUUUGAUCAGAAAGAAAAAGAAAGUAUGAAUAAAAGUGUACCAUCAGAAAAUAAUGAAGAUGAUGGACCUGAAGAAGUUAAAUGGGAAUUUAAAUGGAAACAAGACGAUGAUGAGUUAUCAGGACCUCAUUCCACAGAACAGAUGCACAAGUGGUCUUCCGAGGGUUAUUUCAAAAGUGGUGUAUGGGUUCGGAGACAUGGCAAAGAAAGUCAGUUUUAUAGUUCCAAUAGAAUGGAUUUUGAGCUUUAUAUGUGAUCUACAUUGUUAUUAAUUUUAAGGAAAAUAUACAUAUUAU